CAAGAAAUCCAAAGAGGAAUAACAAAAAGAAGCCAAAACUUCACUCCCACACCUCCCCAAAAGUUGGUCCAAUCCCAUCUACAUAAACCUCCUUCCCAAUCAUUCAACAUUACCCUCAACCAAAUCUCCUAGCUAGCUCCUCCUUCUCUACAAUGGCAUCCACGAAUCAACGUGUCCUCAGCCUUCUGAGCGUGCUGCUUCUGAUACUGCAGAGAUGCCAUGCCUUUGAAUUCAAAGUGGGAGGAUCGCAAGGUUGGGCAGUUCCCACCGACGCCGCCCUCUUCAACCACUGGGCUGAAAAAGCCCGAUUCCAGAUUGGCGAUUCCUUGCUUUUCGUAUAUUCCUCGGAUCACGACUCGGUUCUGCACGUGAGCAAGGAGGACUACGCGAGCUGCAGCGCCGACAAACCGCUCGAUAAGUUCACCGACGGCCACACGGUGUACAAGCUCGACCAAUCUGGGCCGCAUUACUUCAUAAGUGGAGUGGCUGAAAACUGCCAUAAGAAUGAGAAGUUGAUAGUCGUUGUGAUGGCUGAUCGGAGCAAUAAAACUGCUGCUGCUCCCUCGCCGUCAGAGGGGAUGUCGCCCCCGUCCCCGGCUCCUGCCGGGGAGGAGUCGCCCCCUCCGCCACCUGCGGAGGAGACCAACCCGACCCCGGCUCCCUCCGAGGAGUCUUCUCCUGCCAAGAACGCCGCUUCGUCCGUCGCCUCUGCUGUGGUGGGGACUGUUGCGGUUUUGUUUGGUUCCUCAUUUGCUUUGGCUCUUUGAUCAUUGAGGUUUGGAGUUCAAUGUGCAUUUCUGUCACUCUUCUUUUUUUUGUUUAUAAAAAGGAAAAAAGAAAAAAAAAUGGUGUAUUGCAGGUUGGAAGUUUUUGGCUUGUUUUGGUUUGUGGUAGAUUGAUUAUUUGUUUGAUGCAAGUGGGGAAUAAGGCGCCUCUUUGUGAAGGAUUGUCAUGUUUGUGUAUUUGUUUUGGUUUGUACAAGUGGAAUAAAUUGUUGUACAUUUUGUACAAUUCUUGA
Salvia miltiorrhiza (redroot sage) is the source of this 1018-nucleotide messenger RNA. Its product is annotated as early nodulin-like protein 9. The coding region runs from base 153 to 767 and encodes 204 amino acids. Gene Ontology annotation, cellular component: plasma membrane. Gene Ontology annotation, molecular function: electron transfer activity. The record is from RefSeq and is a predicted model, not a curated record. The transcript has 2 exons. NCBI's taxonomy places the organism in Eukaryota, Viridiplantae, Streptophyta, Magnoliopsida, Lamiales, Lamiaceae.